Molecule: messenger RNA, 1991 nt
Organism: Brassica oleracea var. oleracea
Lineage: Eukaryota; Viridiplantae; Streptophyta; Magnoliopsida; Brassicales; Brassicaceae
Product: alanine aminotransferase 1, mitochondrial
Exons: 14
Coding region: 152-1807 (551 amino acids)
Biological process (GO): biosynthetic process
Molecular function (GO): L-alanine:2-oxoglutarate transaminase activity; pyridoxal phosphate binding
Source: RefSeq, a predicted model, not a curated record
CCGUAAAUUCCAAGUCGGUGGUCGGAAAAGGAAUGGUCAAAAACAGGGCGAAAGGGAGGGAGCAUAGGAGGAAUCGGAAAGUUUGGUAAUUGAGCAGUCCAGAGCCAUCGAAUAGAUUUUGAGAGCAUCAAAGUAUAUUCUAUCGACACAGAUGCGGAGAUUCGUGAUUGGCCAAGCCAAAAAUCUCAUUGAUCAGACUCGUCGUCGUUGUUGUCAACCUCAUCAUCACAAUAACCUCCGCCUCCUCUCUCUUCUCCGUCCUUCCGCUUCCGAUUCCACCACUGUUUCUUCUCCGCGUCUCUUUUCUUCUUCUUCUUCUUCUUCUUCUUCCGACAUGCCUGGCUCUGAUUCAUCAUCCUCCUCUCUUCCCGUUACUCUCGACUCCAUCAACCCCAAGGUUCUGAAAUGUGAGUAUGCUGUCCGUGGAGAGAUUGUCAGCAUUGCUCAGAGGUUGCAAGAUGAUUUGAAGAUUAACAAGGACGCUUAUCCCUUCGAUGAGAUUAUCUACUGUAAUAUUGGAAAUCCUCAGUCUCUUGGCCAACAGCCUAUAACAUUCUUCAGAGAGGUUCUUGCUUUGUGUUCCCACACAGCUUUGUUGGACGAGAGUGCUACACAUGGUUUGUUCAGUUCGGAUUCUAUUGACCGUGCUUGGAAGAUUCUCGACCAAAUCCCCGGGAAAGCUACCGGUGCUUACAGCCACAGCCAGGGUAUCAAGGGACUACGUGAUGCGAUAGCUGCUGGAAUCGAAGCCCGUGACGGUUUCCCUGCUGAUCCUAAUGAUAUUUUCAUGACAGAUGGUGCCAGUCCUGGGGUUCACAUGAUGAUGCAGCUCCUCAUAAGUUCAGAGAAAGAUGGAAUCCUUUGCCCUAUUCCUCAGUACCCCUUGUACUCAGCUUCUAUUGCCCUUCACGGUGGAAGUCUGGUUCCAUACUACCUUGACGAAGCAUCAGGAUGGGGUCUUGAAAUAUCUGAGCUGAAGAAGCAGCUUGAGGAUGCUAAGUCAAAGGGCAUCACUGUAAGAGCCUUGGCGGUUAUUAACCCUGGUAACCCUACAGGACAGGUUCUGUCAGAAGAAAACCAGCGUGACAUUGUUGAUUUCUGUAAGAAAGAAGGUUUGGUGCUUCUAGCAGACGAGGUUUAUCAGGAAAACGUUUACGUCCCUGACAAAAAAUUCCACUCCUUCAAGAAAGUAGCUCGGUCUAUGGGCUACGGUGAGAAGGACAUCUCCUUGGUCUCGUUCCAAUCUAUCUCCAAAGGGUACUAUGGAGAGUGUGGGAAGAGAGGCGGUUACAUGGAGGUUACCGGAUUCACUUCUGAUGUAAGAGAACAGAUAUACAAAGUGGCUUCUGUCAAUCUUUGCUCCAACAUCUCUGGUCAAAUUCUCGCCAGCCUCGUCAUGAGCCCUCCCAAGCCUGGUGAUGACUCCUAUGAUUCAUACAUAGCAGAGAAAGAGGGGAUUCUCUCGUCUUUAGCAACACGUGCAAAGACCCUUGAAGAAGCUUUGAACAAGUUAGAAGGUGUAACAUGCAACAGAGCUGAAGGAGCUAUGUAUCUAUUCCCUUGCAUCAACCUCCCACAAAAGGCGAUUGCAGCUGCAGAAGCUGCUAAGACUGCACCGGACGCGUUCUACUGCAAACGCCUUUUAAACGCUACAGGAAUAGUCGUUGUCCCUGGUUCUGGAUUUAGACAGGUACCCGGAACAUGGCAUUUCAGGUGCACUAUACUCCCUCAAGAAGAUAAGAUUCCGGCCAUCGUGAACCGUCUCACUGAGUUCCACAAGAGCUUCAUGGAUGAGUUCCGCGACUAAGGGGAUUCUGUUUUAAUGAUCUCUUUACUUGAGCAAUAAUAAGAAAAGGAGAACCAUGCCGUUUCUUUUCAUGGAUGAGUUCCAAACAUAAUGUUCUUGAAAGAAAGAAAGAAAGAAAAAUAUAAUAUUAUAACAUUGUUGAACUUUUGCAUGCUUUUCCAUAGUUAAAAGUUUCGCUUUCAUA